Molecule: messenger RNA, 1326 nt
Organism: [Torrubiella] hemipterigena
Lineage: Eukaryota; Fungi; Ascomycota; Sordariomycetes; Hypocreales; Clavicipitaceae
Source: the annotation of a GenBank genome assembly
AUGGAGCAAAUCACAGGCGAAGACAGUCUGUCUGCUCGCCAGACAGAUAUUCUCAUCACUAUAGAGAGAACCGGAGCGAGCCUCUCCAUGGUGGCCAUCAUCUUGACAAUAUCAACGUUUGCAGCAUUUAAGCGACUUCGAACCACGCCUAAUUUGUUUCUCGUGUUUGCUUCUCUUGCAAAUGCUGGAGCAAGCAUAGCAUCCAUGAUGGGCUACGAUGGGCUGUUUCGUGGUGACAAAUCGACUCUCUGUCAAGCGCAAGCAUUUAUCUUUGAAUGGUUUAUGCAAUCCGAUCCAUGGUGGUCUUUUGCCAUGGCCUUUAAUGUCUUUCUCGUUUUCUUUUUCAACACUGACCCUACUAUUUUUCGAAAAUACGCAUGGGCAUAUUGCAUUGCCUGCUUCGGUGGACCGAUGAUCCCAGCCGUUGUUUUGAUAUCUAUCCGCGGGGAUCCAAGAGGCCCUGUGUUUGGUGAUGCUACAUUGUGGUGCUGGAUAGGCUCAAACUGGGGUCAUGUCCGAUUAUACGCAUAUUACAUACCAAUAUGGAUCUGCAUAUUGGCUUCGACCGUCAUCUAUAUCGCCGUCGGUUUUCGGGUCUUUUACUAUCGCAAUAAGCUUCGCCAUUUCAACAAGAAUGAUUCUGUCAACACCGGCCACACCGCAUCAGAAGCGAGGAGCACAUUUGGAGAAUCAUCCGAGGGCAUAUUGCCCAUGCAGCCCGACUGUUAUGGAACUGUAGUUACUGAAGUACAAGUUACGUCGGACGACAUGCGAUACGAUGUCCAUGGCGCACCCAUUUUGCCACCUGUACAGCACGAAGCCAUCAUCUGCUGCGGUACACCAGUAAGCUCACUCCAUGUCCGACAAGGGCGAUGCACAAAGAGCCACAGGAAGGAUCCAAGUGGUAUUAUGAAAGUCAAGGCUCGAUUAAUCUCGCUAAAGCGUCAGGCAAAGUCAAAGCUUGCGCGGCUGGACCCAGUUAAGAUGGCAUACCUACGCACGAGCUUCAUUUUCGGAUUCUCCGUUUUGAUCACUUGGAUCCCAAGCUCUGUCAAUAGACUAUACAGCCUGGCGAAUGAUGGAAAAGUCAGUUUCCAUCUCAGCAUAGCGAGUGGGUGUGUUCUUCCGCUGCAGGGAGUUUGGAAUGCCAUCAUUUAUUUCACAACUGGCUGGGUCAUCGUGAAAGAAGAAACAGCCCUUUGUAUAGAAGGUCUGAAGCGGCGGUGGGCUAGACCAACUCCUGGACCACCACAUCAAAUGGCCACCUUGAGCAAUGCCCAGGUGCGUCGAAGAGCAUUUGACGAUAACAGAAGCUGGAGUAUAUAA